Entelurus aequoreus (snake pipefish) is the source of this 7658-nucleotide messenger RNA. RefSeq names its product pantothenate kinase 4 (inactive) (gene pank4). Bases 16 to 2388 code for a protein of 790 amino acids. Gene Ontology annotation, cellular component: nucleus; cytosol. Gene Ontology annotation, biological process: coenzyme A biosynthetic process. NCBI's taxonomy places the organism in Eukaryota, Metazoa, Chordata, Actinopteri, Syngnathiformes, Syngnathidae. The transcript has 19 exons. Gene Ontology annotation, molecular function: pantothenate kinase activity; ATP binding. The record is from RefSeq and is a predicted model, not a curated record.
ACGCAACAUGACGUCAUGACGCCGCGGACUAUGGCGGAAUGUAGCCGAGUUGACAGCAGCAAGGCGAGUGGUCAUACAAUGGAUAAAAGCAUCACUCUCCCUCCAGACGAAAUAUUCCGCAACCUGGAGAACGCCAAGCGGUUCGCCAUCGACAUAGGAGGAUCCCUCACAAAGCUCGCCUACUAUUCCACGGUGCAGCACAAAGUGGCCAAAGUUCGAUCCUUCGACCACUCUGCCAAGGAGGCGGUCGGUGACAAACUGUACGAGAUAUCCGUGCAGGAGGAAGUGACGGCGCGCCUGCACUUCAUCAAGUUCGAGAACGCGUACAUUGAAACGUGCCUGGACUUCAUCAAAGACCACCUGGUCAACACGGACACCAAAGUCAUCAAGGCCACGGGCGGCGGGGCGCACAAGUUCAAAGACCUCCUGGAAAGGAAACUGGGACUCAGAGUGGACAAGGAGGAUGAGAUGACGUGUCUCAUCAAGGGAUGUAACUUCGUGCUGAGGAACAUUCCCCACGAGGCCUUCGUGUACGCCAAACACGCCGACUCCGAGUUUCGCUUUCAGACGACUCAACCGGACAUCUUUCCUUACCUGCUCGUCAACAUCGGCUCCGGGGUGUCCAUCGUCAAGGUUGAGUCCGAGGACAGAUUUGAGCGCAUAGGAGGAAGCUCAAUAGGCGGAGGGACCUUCUGGGGCCUUGGGGCUCUGCUCACCAAAACAAAGAGAUUUGACGAGCUGCUGCAGCUGGCCUCCAAGGGGCAGCACACCAGCGUGGACAUGCUCGUCAAAGACAUUUACGGAGGAUCCUACGGAUCUUUGGGACUCACAGGGGAUCUGAUUGCCAGCAGCUUCGGGAAGUCUGCCACUGCUGACACAGAGUUCUCCAAAGAAGACAUGGCCAAGAGUUUACUCCACAUGAUCAGCAACGACAUCGGGCAGCUGGCCUGCCUCUACGCCAAACUCCACGACCUGUCUCGGGUCUACUUUGGAGGGUUCUUCAUCAGAGGACAUCCAGUCACCAUGCACACCAUCACCUACAGCAUCAACUUCUUCACCAAGGGCGAAGUGCAAGCCUUGUUCCUGAGACACGAAGGCUAUCUGGGAGCCAUCGGAGCGUUCCUCAAAGGAGCAGAGGAGGACAAUCCCAACCAGUACAGCUGGGGAGAGAAUUAUGCAGGAAGCUCGGGUCUGAUGAGUACAUCUCCUGAUAUGAAUCCCAUGCAACGUGCGCGUAGCGGAACGUUUGACAUGCUGGAGAUGGACCGGCUGGAGCGGCAGCUGGUGAAUCUGUCUCUGCUGCAGAACCCCUCGUCUUACAUCCCCGACACGGUGGACCUCACAGCGGACGCCCUGGCCCGCGAAUACUGGCUGGACUGCUUCGAGGAGGCGUUGGACGGGGUGGUGAAGAGGGCGGUAGCGAGCCAGCCCGACAUGCCCGAGUCGCUGGAGCGAGCCGAGAAGUUCCGUCAGAAGUACCGACACAAGCUUCAGACCCUGCGCCACCAGCCCUUUGCUUACGGAUCCCUCACUGUCAGAAGUCUGUUAGACACGCGGGAACACUGUUUAAAUGAGUUCAACUUCCCCGACCCCUACUCCAAGAUCAAGCAGCGGGAGAACGACGGCGCUCUCAAGUUCUACCAGAAGGCCGUGCGGUCUCUGGAGGCCCUGAGCUGGGAGGAGAGACAGUUUGCGCUGGUCAGGGGCGUCCUGGCCGGGAAUGUCUUCGACUGGGGAGCCAAGGCCGUGUCCGACGUCCUGGAAUCCGACCCCGAGUUUGGUUUUGAGAAAGCCAAAAGGCAACUGGAAGAAAGACCCUGGCUUGUUGAUUCAUACGACCAGUGGUUCCGCAGACUUAAGGGGCGCCCUCACAAGUGUGCCUUGUUCUUCGUCGAUAAUAGCGGAGUAGACAUCAUUCUCGGAGUGAUGCCUUUUGUCAGGGAGCUUCUCUCUCGGGGCACGGAGGUUGUCCUGGCCAGCAAUUCGGGUCCGGCUCUAAACGACGUCACAAACGGAGAACUGCAGAUUCUGACGGAGAAGAUUGCCGCCAUGGAUUCAGUCAUCCAGGCGGGGCUGCGGGAGGACCGGUUGACUUUGAUCCCGAGCGGUUCCAGUUCUCCCUGCUUGGACCUGAGCCGUCUGGACAAAGUUCUGGCCAUGGUGGCACGGGAGCGGAACACGGACCUGGUGAUCAUCGAGGGCAUGGGCCGAGCCAUCCACACCAACUACUACGCCACGCUCAGCUGCGAGAGCCUCAAGAUGGCCGUCAUCAAGAACUCCUGGCUGGCCGACCGCCUGGGAGGGAAGCUGUUCAGCGUGGUCUUCAAAUACGAGGUGCCGGCGGGGAAAGACUGUCCGACGGACGCCGCCGUGCCCACGUCACCGUGAGCUCACCAGGACUGAAGGCGUACUGAAUGUAAGGACGUGAGUGAAUGUUUUUAAGGCAAUCAGGCACAGGGACCUAUUUCUUCUACUUCAGCACACAUGCUGCUGCGAUCCCAUCUCACAAAGAACAUGCACUUCUCUGGACAGCCACUUGGUGUCACUCUGCAUCCUGGAGGAUUGUUGGCAAGUCCACCAAAGUGUGUGGCGUCAGUGGACAGCAUGAAUGCAGCAUAUUCCUUUAAUAGCCAUUAAGUGAGUGGGAGCCCCUUCGCCCACUAAAAUGGUAAGUCAUCAUUAUGAGAUGAAAUGUCUUCAUUAUGAGAUGAAAAGUCAUCAUUGUGAGGUAAGAUGUCAUCAUUGUGAGGUAAAAAGUCAUCAUUGUCAGGUAAAAAGUCAUCAUUGUGAGGUAAAAAAGUCAUCAUUGUCAGAUAAAAAGUCAUUAUUGUGAGAUAAAAAGUCCUCAUUGUGAGGUAAAAAGUCAUCAUUGUCAGGUAAAAAAGUCAUUGUGAGAUAAAAAGUAAAUUAUGAGAUAAAAAAUCCAAAUUAUGAGAUAAAAAGUCAUCAUUGUGAAAUAAAAAGUCAUCAUUUUGAGAUUUAAAAAAAGUCAUCAUUGUUGGAUAAAAAAGUCAUCAUUGUGAGAUAAAAAGUUAAUUUUGAGAUAAAAAAAAUCCAAAUUAUGAGAUAAAAAGUCCAUCCAUCCAUCCAUUUUCUACCGCUUAUUCCCUUGGCUCCAGCGCACCCCGCAACCCCGAAGAGAUAAAAAGUCAUCAUUGUGAAAUAAAAAGUCUUCAUUGUGAGAUAAAAAGUCAAUUAUGAGAUAAAAAAAAUCCAAAUUAUGAGAUAAAAAGUCAUCAUUGUGAGAUAAAAAGUCAACUAUGAGAUACAAAAACCCAAAUUAUGAGAUAAAAAGUCGUCAUUGUGAAAUAAAAAGUCGUCAUUGUGAGAUUAAAAAAGUCAUCAUUGUGAGAUAAAAAGUCAGUUAUGAGAUAAAAAAUCAAAAUUAUGAGAUAAAAAGUCAUCAUUGUGAAAUAAAAAGUCAUUGUGAGAUAAAAAGUAAAUUAUGAGAUAAAAAAUCCAAAUCAUGAGAUAAAAAGUCAUCAUUGUGAAAUAAAAAGUCAUUGUGAGAUAAAAAGUAAAUUAUGAGAUAAAAAAUCCAAAUUAUGAGAUGAAAAGUCAUUGUGAAAUAAAAAAUCAUCAUUGUGAGAUAAAAAAGUCAAUUAUGAGAUAAAAAGUCCAAAUUAUGAGAUAAAAAGUCAUCAUUGUGAAAUAAAGUCAUCAUUAUGAGAUAAAAAGUCAAUUAUGACAUAAAAAUUCCAAAUUAUGAGAGAAAAAGUCAUCAUUGUGAAAUAAAAAGUCAUCAUUGUGAGAUAAAAAAAAAAGUCAUCAUUGUGAGAUAAAAAAAAGUCAUCAUUGUGAGAAAAAAAGUCAUCAUUGUCAGAUAAAAAGUCAUCAUUGUGAGAUAAAAAGUCAUUGUGAGAUAAAAAGUCAUCAUUGGGAAAUAAAAAGUCAUCAUUGUCAGAUAAAAAGUCAUCAUUGUGAAAUAAAAAGUCAUCAUUGUGAAAUUAAAAGUCUGAAUUGUUAGAUUAAAAAAUCAGAAUUAUGAGAUAAAAAAAAAUCUAAAUUAUGAGAUAAAGUAAUAAUUAUGAGAUAAAAAGUCAUCAUUGGGAGAUAAAAAGUCAUCAUUGUCAGAUAAAAAGUCAUCAUUGUCAGAUAAAAAGUCAUCAUUUUUUAAAUGAAUCUUUUUUAUCUCAUAAUUGACUUUAUAUCUCAUAAUUCCCACUAUUAUCUCAUAAUUAUGACUUUUUAUCUCAUAAUCUCAAUUUUCUUAUCUCAUGCGAGGAGAAAACGACUUUUUAUCUCCUAAUUACGAUUUUUUAAAUCUCAUAAUUAUGACUUUUUAUCUCAUAAUAUCAAAUGUCUUAUCUAAAAAUGUCCUUUUAAUCUCAUAAUUCUGACAUUCUAUCUCUUAAUUAUGAUUUAAAUCAUGUUUAUGAGAUACAAAUUAUCUCACAAUUUUGACUUUUUAUCUUAUAAUUAUGACUAUAAUAUCAUAAUCACGGCUUUUUAUCUCAUGAUAUUGACUUCUUAUCUCAUCAUUUUGACUUUAACUCCUAAUUUCGAUUUUUUUUUGUCUAAAAAAUUUGAUCUUUUUAUCUCAUAAUUGACUUUGUAUCUCAUAAUUCCGACUAUUAUCUCAUAAUUGACUUUUUAUCUCAUAAUUUCAAUUUUUUUAACUCCUAACUUCGAUUUUUUUAUUUCAUAAUUUCGAUUUUUUUAAUCUCUUUAUUAAUCUCAUAAUAUCGAACGUCUUUUCUCAAAAUGUACUUUUAAUCUCAUAAUUCUGACGUUCUAUCUUUUAUGACUUAAAUCAUAUUUGAGAUAAAAAUGUAUCUCACAAUUUGGACUUUUUAUAUUAUAAUUAUGACUUUAAUAUCAUAAUUACGGCUUUUUAUCUCAUAACUAUGGCUUUUUAUCUCAUAAUUUCGUCUUUAUAUCUCAUAAUUUCGACUUUUUGACUCCUAAUUUAGAUGUUUUCUUUUAUUUUAGGAUUUCGAUUUUUUAAAUCUCAUAAUGACUUUUUAUCUCAUAAUUGACUUUGUAUCUCUUAAUUAUGACAUUUUUUACUCAACAUUAUGACAUUUUGUCUCAUAAUUGUGACUUGUUAUCUCAUAAUUUCAACUUUCUUAUCUCAUAAUUGACUUUUUAUCUCAUCAUUUUUUUAAACUCCUAAUUUCGAUAAUUUUUUAAUCUCAUAAUUAUGACUUUUUAUCUCAUAAUAUCAAAUGUCUCAUCUCAAAAUUUCCUUUUAAUCUCAUAAUUCUGACGUUCUAUCUCUUAAUUAUGAUUUAAAUCAUAUUUACGAGAUACAAAUUAUCUCACAAUUUUGACUUUUUUAUCUUAUAAUUAUGACUUUAAUAUCAUAAUUACGGCUUUUUAUCUCAUAGUAUUGACUUUUUAUCUCAUCAUUUUGACUUUAACUUCUAAUUUCGAUUUUUUUAUCUAAAAAAAAAUAUAUUUUUUUCUCAUAAUUGACUUUAUAUCUCAUAAUUCCCACUAGUAUCCCAUAAUUAUGACUUUUUAUCUCAUAAUCUCAAUUUUCUUAUCUCAUCAUUGACUUUUUAUCUCCUAAUUUCGAUAUUUUUUUCAAUCUCAUAAUUAUGACUUUUUAUCUCAUAAAAUCAAAUGUCUAAUCUCAAAAUGUCCUUUUAAUCUCAAACUUUUGAGGUUCUAGCUUUUAAUUAUGACUUAAAUCAUAUUUAUGCGAUACAAAUUAUCUCACAAUUUUGACUUUUUAUCUUAUAAUUAUGACUUUAAUAUCAUAAUUACGGCUUUUUAUCUCAUAGUAUUGACUUUUUAUCUCAUCAUUUUGACUUUAACUCCUAUUUUCUAUUUUUUUUCUCUAAAAAAAUGUGAUCUUUUUAUCUCAUAAUUGACUUUGUAUCUCACAAUAUCAGAUGUCUUAUCUCAAAAUGUACUUUUAAUCUCAUAAUUCUGACGUUCUAUCUUUUAAUUAUGACUUAAAUCAUGUUUACGAGAUACAAAUUAUCUCACAAUUUUGACUUUUUAUCUUAUAAUUAUGACUUUAAUAUCAUAAUUACGGCUUUUUAUCUCAUAACUUUGACUUUAACUACUAAUUUCGAUUUUUUUAUCUAAAAAAAUAUAUCUUUUUAUCUCCUAAUUGACUUUGUAUCUCAUAAUUCCGACUAUUAUCUCAUAAAUAUGACUUUUUAUCUCAUAAUUAACUUUGUAUCUCAUAAUUCCGACUAUUAUCUCAUAAAUAUGACUUUUUAUCUUAUAAUUAUGACUUUAAUAUCAUAAUCACGGCUUUGUAUCUCAUAACUUUGACUUUAACUACUAAUUUAGAUUUUUUUAUCUAAAAAAAUAUAUCUUUUUAUCUCAUAAUUAACUUUGUAUCUCAUAAUUCCGACUAUUAUCUCAUAAAUAUGACUUUUUAUCUUAUAAUUAUGACUUUAAUAUCAUUAUUAUGGCUUUUUAUCUCAUAACUUUGACUCUAACUACUAAUUUCGAUUUUUUUAUCUAAAAAAAUAUAUCUUUUUAUCUCAUAAUUAACUUUGUAUCUCAUAAUUCCGACUAUUAUCUCAUAAAUAUGACUUUUUAUCUUAUAAUUAUGACUUUAUUAUCAUAAUCACGGCUUUUUAUCUCAUAACUUUGACUUUAACUACUAAUUUCGAUUUUUUUUAUCUAAAAAAUAUAUCUUUUUAUCUCAUAAUUAACUUUGUAUCUCAUAAUUCCGACUAUUAUCUCAUAAAUAUGACUUUUUAUCUUAUAAUUAUGACUUUAAUAUCAUAAUUACGGAUUUUUAAUCUCAUAACUUUGACUUUAACUACUAAUUUCGAUUUUUUUAAUCUAAAAAAAUAUAUCUUUUUAUCUCAUAAUUAAUUUUGUAUCUCAUAAUUCCAACUAUUAUCUCAUAAAUAUGACUUUUUAUCUUAUAAUUAUGACUUUAAUAUCAUUAUUACGGCUUUUUAUCUCAUAACUUUGACUUUAACUCCUAAUUUCGAUUUUUUUAUCUGAAAAAAUAUAUCUUUUUAUCUCAUAAUUAACUUUGUAUCUCAUAAUUCCGACUAUUAUCUCAUAAAUAUGACUUUUCAUCUCAUAAUUUCAACUUUUUUACCUCAUAAUUGACUUUGUAUCUCCUAAUUAAGACUAGUGGCGGAAAGGGGCUUCCAUAAUUUCAUGUACAAUCAGGUGGAAAGAUUAUUUGUCAUUCCUGUGAAGGCUCCAGUGUUUUAAUGAAGUGUCGAGUCCCGGCAGUGUUCGUCAGUCAGGCCGCUGCAGGAUGCACGCCCGUCCACUAGGUGGCAGUGUUCUUCUGUGAAGGCUGCUGCAGGAUGCACGCCCGUCCACUAGGUGGCAGUGUUUUUCUGUUAAGAACGUGCACCCCAACAGUCCUGACUUCCCUUUGAAGUCACUGCGUCUUCUCAGACUCUAAGCUGUGAUUUGGUUCUCAGGUGAGACAUUUCUAGUAUCUCAGCACCUUUACUGACAGAAAACACAUUUGUUCUGUUUUCUUUGAAAGAAGUCUUCAUUCUGGUGUUUCCGGUUUGUGUGCGAGUAGAAAACGACGGCCGUUAAAGAUGGACUUCCCGGGACGAUGAGUUUGAUGGCGAGGGUUUGUUCUUCAACUCUACACUUAUCGAACUAUAAACACUCAACAUGUACACAAACAAUGAAUAGAUAACAUCAAAAAUGAGGGACCAGGACUGUUGAUGUAAAAGUCAUAGAAAAAUAAAGCAAGUUUAUUUUUAUUG